AGGAGAAGACCUGGGACACAAUCACUUGUGUUCCUUGGAAAUAGUGGAACAGAAAUAAACAUGCCAACAUUUUCUGAGAAUGAUGUACAGACAUCUGGAAAUAAUAAAUCCAGGAUAUAUGAACAUAGAUUUUUUUACAAUGAAAAUAAUGGAUCUGAUAUAAAUCCACCAUCUUGCUCUGGAAUUAAUAGAUUGCACCCAAAUACUCAUGUCUAUGGUGGAAGUAAUAGAUCUGGAAUAAGUCCAUCAGUUUAUUCUGGACCUAGGAUUAAUCAGUCAGCUUAUGUUGGUAGUACUGGAUCUGAAGUAAAUUCCCCUGCCUACACUGGCAGCAGUACUCAUGGAAUAAAUACAGCAUCUUACCCCAUGUAUAGUAGGCCUGAUUAUAAUCCACCAGUGUGCUCUGGAAAUAAUGGAUUUGGUAUAAAUUAUCUAGCCUUUUCUGGAAGUGAGAAGUGUGAGAUCAAUCCAUCUUAUUCUGGAAAUAAUGGAGUGGGAAUAAAUUCUUUGACAUAUUGUGGAAGUAGAUCUGUGAUGAUACCUCGAACAUACAGUGAGAAUAAUGUGUCUGCAGUAACUACACAGACUUAUUCUGGGAAUUUGCCUAGAGUAAAUUUACCAUCCUAUUCUGGAAAUAAUGGACCUGGGAUAAAUGGACGUACUUACUCCGGGAAUAAUGAAUCUGGAAUGAACACUCUAUCAUACUCUAGUAAUGGUGGACCUACAAUAAAAUCGUCUUAUUGUGGGAAUAAAGGAUUGUACUCUGUGAACAGCAGAGAUGAAUUAAAUUCACUGAUGUAUAGUGGAAAUAACAUAUCUGGGAUUAAUUCUCCAUCCUGUUCCAGAAACAGUGGGCUUGAAAUAAAUUCAGCAUAUCUUGGAAACAGUGGACCCACAGUAAAUUCACCAACUUAUUCUAGGUACAAUCGAACUGGAAUAAAUUCUCCAAUUCACUCUGGGAAUAAUGAAUCUGGAGUAAAUCAGAUGCGUUUUGCAAAGGACAGGACAUUUGGUAGGAGUGAAGUUUCUCAACAAUAUGAAAUACUACAGAGCUAUUGUGAAGAGAAUGAGUCAGGAACAAGUAAUAUGACAUGCCAGGAAACUACAUGGAGCAAUGAUUAUGUUACCCUCAACAGUCUUCCAACUAAUGGGUAUGAAAUAUUGGAUUGCUCACAGGACUUUUCAUACCUGUUUUCAUGUCUGGUGUGUGGAAGCGUCUCAGCUGUUGUGGAUGAACUUGUCAAACACUGGCGUCUCCACACUGGAGUUGAUUCAUUGACAUGUACGGUUUGCAGUGUAUCAUUCACAGAUGUGCUCUUUCUCCAGGCACACUGGAAAGCAACUCAUAUGGGAGGCAUAUGUUCUGACUCUGGAGUAGUGUUGAGAAAUGAGCCAGAGUUCUUGCCACAGCUUGUGUGUGAAGCUUGUGGCUUUGCGUUUGUUCAGUUUUCUUCCCUUGAACAGCAUGUCAUGUCAACACAUGUUCUUACAUGUCCCAGAGACGGUAUAUUCAGAUCCAUUAAUACUGUAGGAUCAUUGUACAGUGUUACCAACACACAACAGAAUAAUAUAAUAAGCAGUAGAAGUGUGCAAGAUAGUCCAGUAUUAAAUAAUCACUCUUUAACUAAACAGUUUACAGGAUUGAAAAAUAACUUAGUAGGAAGUGGUGGUGAUGGUCACUCAGUUGCUGAUUUUAUAAAUAAUGUAAUGGAAACUAAUGUCUCAGAGCAUUUCAUGGCUAGGAAUUCAGCAUCAGUGGUAAAUAAUGUGACAGAAACUGGUGAUGAAUCAGAAGUGGAGAGAGAAGAUCUUCCCUCAUCAAUGGACAACACAAAAUCUGAGUCUAUUUCUGAUCAGAAUGGAAAGGUGCUUACAUGUAAAGUAUGUGAAAGUAAUUCUGGUGAUGUAAAUGAUCUUAUUAAACACUGGAGGAUACAUAUUGGAGCCAAUUCCAUGACAUGUACCAUUUGUAAGAAAACAUUUUCAGAUUUGCCUUUCCUUCAAGCCCAUUGGAGGAGAUCACACAUGCAAGGGAAUCCUGUUCCGGUAUCAGUUAGCAAAAAUUAUUUAUUGCACAGUGAAUCAUCAUUCAUUUGUGAUGCAUGUGGAUAUGCUUUUCCUGACUUUGCAGUUCUUGAGCAACAUUUAUUAUCAACACAUGUUUUUGGAGGUUUAACUCAUGUUCCUUUGAAAAGUAGGAAUUGUGCAGACAAUAGAAAGACUACAUCUCAAGUUCGAAAUCAGAAUGUGAUGAUAAACAAGACUAAAUCUCUUGAUCUUAUAACUCUUAAAAUCCAAGUGAUGAAUCAUUGCAAGAAGAAAGGCACAGAGAAAAAGCCAGAGACAGAGGGGCAUAAGGAAAGCCAGGACAUUUUAGUGAUGGAAGAAAGUAAGAAGAAAGUAAAUAAUAAAUAUAGUGACUCAGGUUCCAAAAGGACCAAAAAUCCUGAUUGGUGCCUGGUUUGUGGAGAAACUUCAAAUGAUAUGAUAAAGCAUUUAGUAACGCAUACUGGAGUUCUGUCAUUGGAGUGUUGUCUCUGUGGAAAGGACUUUGUUGAUAUACCAUUUCUUCAAGCACAUUGGAGAGCAACACAUAUGAAUGGAGACACCUGCUAUACUAACAACUGUAUAUAUGUAGGAAAUUAUAAAGAAAAUGUUUCUUGUAAACAAAAGCUGUUGUGUGAAACAUGUGGCUGUUACGUGCCUCAAAUAUCUGCCUUAGAGAAACAUAUAAUAUUGACUCACACUGUUAUAAAACCACCAUAUGAAUGUAAGUGUGAUGAUGUGUUUUCCUCUCAAGAUGAAUUAAAGAGUCACAUAUUGACAUGUAGUUGGUAAGUUGAGUUCCUACAUAUAUCAAAUGUAUAUGUUGCCAAAACAUAUUUUGUGGAAUAAAAAAUAUUCAUUAGAGCUA
Molecule: messenger RNA, 2914 nt
Organism: Zootermopsis nevadensis
Lineage: Eukaryota; Metazoa; Arthropoda; Insecta; Blattodea; Termopsidae
Source: RefSeq, a predicted model, not a curated record